Diutina rugosa is the source of this 318-nucleotide messenger RNA. It is a transcript of the gene ATP14, whose product is annotated as F1F0 ATP synthase subunit h. Gene Ontology annotation, biological process: proton motive force-driven ATP synthesis. The record is from RefSeq and is a predicted model, not a curated record. The transcript has 2 exons. Bases 1 to 318 code for a protein of 105 amino acids. NCBI's taxonomy places the organism in Eukaryota, Fungi, Ascomycota, Pichiomycetes, Serinales, Debaryomycetaceae.
AUGUUCAGAACUGUCGUUGCUCGUUCUGUGAGAACCUUCUCGGUGACCCCCGCCAGAGCCAACUUGGUGUCGGACUUGUACAUCCAAAACAUCAAGGCGUUCAAGCCCACUCCCUUGUCGCAAUCGGAAAUUGAAUCGUCGGUGCACAAGUUCACUCCCCCCGCCCCCGCCCAAGUGCCUCAAGACGACAUCUCCACCCAGGACUUGACCCUGUACGAAGCCGCCCCCGUCGAAACUCAAGAAGUCGACUCCACCGGCGCUGCUGCCCCUCAAGCCGAGGACUGGUUCGUGUUUGAAAACGACGAAGAAGCUCACUAA